This is a messenger RNA of Cryptococcus amylolentus CBS 6039, 858 nucleotides long. RefSeq lists its product as hypothetical. NCBI's taxonomy places the organism in Eukaryota, Fungi, Basidiomycota, Tremellomycetes, Tremellales, Cryptococcaceae. The coding region runs from base 1 to 858 and encodes 285 amino acids. The transcript has a single exon. The record is from RefSeq and is a predicted model, not a curated record.
AUGCCUAUUGAAGUAACACCUUCCCCUCAGACAAUGAUGUCCAGGGCCUUCCUUCACCCUGGCUGGUCCUCUCUGCCGCCCACAGGACCGGUCCGAGCCGUUGAAUGCGUCCCUCGCUCUCAAGCUCCCAACAGCGUCAUGUCCAACGGUCUACGCAAUCCCUGGGCCCCUUAUGGGGGCGAGACGUAUUCGCCUUCAGCUCAAGCGGGUGCCAUCAGGAGUGAGCAGCGCUUCGCUGGUGCAGACAGUGGUGCUGGUAUGAGUAUGGUCGGCAGUGUGGUAGGAGGCAGACCCAGAGCAAUGUCAAGUGUUAUGGGUGGUGGUGGUGGGAGUGUCAUCGUACCUUCAAGUAUCGGCAUGGGCGGAUAUCGCGAGGAUGAUGGAUGGAAUGGUUCCAUGGGCCGAGUGCACCAGGGGCACGCGCCAGAAAUGUCAACGGCUGCUGACGGCAUUCGAGCGAUAGGAGGCUGGGGUGACUGGAGACAGCAGCCGGCAGGGUGGGGUAAUCAUGCAAGAAUGACGCCUACCAUUGCUGCAGGGCUUACUGGUAGCGACAUCGCGCCCUCAUCCUGGGGCGUGCCAAUGCAGCAAGGAUAUGGUGGAAGCCAUCACCGAUCCUUUUCUGUCCCGGACGCAGGAAGAAGAAACCUUCUGGCCGGAGACGAUUGCGCCGAGUGUCAUCAAUUAUCGGGGUCGAGAAGUGGUCAUAGGAGACUGUCAAGUGUACCGGUUAUUAGCCAGUCACCGCUGAGGAGACCCGUCAACUUGGAGCCAGGUUUCAGAAGAAGUAAUAGUGAUAAGAGAAGGUACCAUGAACAAGGCGAAUUCGAUCAGAUGAUGGAUCAGGUGCCCAUGUGA